UCAUUAGUUUGUUCAGCAUCGAAGACGGUCGGUCUGAUAACGAGCUCCUUAACUGGCCGGACAGGAAGCAGCCUUUCCGCAUUCCAAGCGGUACGCGCAGCCACGUUGGGCUCCUGGAGGAUGCUUACCCUGGGGGCAGAGUACGAGGAUACCUGGGCUCCAUCACCUGACAGGAGGGGCAGUCCCAGUCAGCAGGUGGAGGAGGAGGAGGAGGAGGCGGGGCCUGUCGAGGGGGCAGACACCGACGCUGGAGACCCGGAGGGGCCGUCGUGGAGAGCCGGUGACACCAACACCGUGCACAAGUAUGACACAGUUUUACACCUGGACGGGCAGAGCAGAGCGGGAAGGAGAGACGGCGUGCGCCAGAUCUUCUGGAAGCACGAGACCCUGAACAGCAGCACGCCAUGGCCCCGCGGAAUGGCUCGCUUCGCAGAAGAUCUACCCACCCGCUAUGGAGGAGGCUCGGGCGGCGGAGGGAGAGGCGCACCGGGCGCUGGGAGAGGGGGAGCCCGGGGUGGUGGCGCUCACGGUGGCCAGAGGGUGUACAAGCAGUCGAUGGCCCAGAGAGCCCGGACAAUGGCCAUUUACAACCCGAACCCUGUCAAACAAAACUGCCUCACUGUCAACCGCUCCCUCUUCAUCUUCCGCGAGGACAACCUCAUCAGGAAGUAUGCAAAGCGAAUAACCGAGUGGCCUCCAUUUGAGUACAUGAUCCUCGCUACAAUUAUCGCCAACUGCAUCGUUUUGGCCCUGGAGCAGCAUCUACCUGCCAGCGACAAGACACCCAUGUCAGAACGCCUGGACGACACAGAGCCCUACUUUAUUGGAAUAUUCUGUUUCGAGGCUGCCAUUAAGAUCAUCGCCCUGGGCUUUGCGUUUCACAAAGGCUCCUACCUCCGCAACGGCUGGAAUGUAAUGGACUUCGUGGUCGUCCUCACGGGAAUCCUGGCCACGGUGGGUUCGGACUUUGACCUGCGAACACUGCGCGCGGUGAGAGUGCUGAGACCCCUGAAACUCGUGUCAGGAAUCCCUAGUCUCCAGGUGGUAUUGAAGUCCAUAAUGAAAGCCAUGGUUCCUCUGCUUCAGAUCGGCCUGCUGCUUUUCUUUGCCAUUGUCAUGUUUGCCAUCAUCGGGGUGGAGUUUUACAUGGGCAAAUUCCACACCACCUGCUUCAAGAUAGAGACUGGUGAGAGAGCUGCAGACUGGCCUUGUGGUCUGGAGCCCCCGGCCAGGAUGUGUCCCAACGGGACCCAGUGCAGAGAGUACUGGACUGGACCCAACUUUGGCAUCACCAACUUUGACAACAUCCUGUUUGCAGUGCUUACUGUGUUCCAGUGCAUCACCAUGGAGGGCUGGGUGGACAUCCUCUACAGCACCAAUGAUGUAGCAGGAAACACCUGGAACUGGCUCUACUUCAUCCCUCUCAUCAUCAUCGGCUCCUUCUUCAUGCUCAACCUGGUGCUAGGUGUCCUGUCAGGAGAAUUUGCCAAAGAAAGAGAGCGUGUGGAGAAGAGGCAGGAGUUCCUGAAGCUCCGGAGGCAGCAGCAGAUCGAGCGAGAGCUCACCGGGUACUUGGAGUGGAUCUGCAAAGCAGAGGAGGUGUUGCUGGAGGAGGAGGAUGAGAUAGCAGAGGAGAAGUCCCCGCUGGACGGUGCGUGGUACAAGAGGAAGCAAAACCUUCCAGUCCUGAAACGAGGCAAAGUCAAGAAAGGUAAAAACGACCUGAUCGGUGCUGAGGAGGGGGAGGAUCCUUUCGCAGACAUUUCGUCUGUUCCUCCUCCCGGUUCUCCGUUUGGUCGGGCCAGUGUGAAAAGCGGCGGUAAGCUGGACAGCUCCUCUUACUUCCGGCGUAAAGAGAAGAGGACCCGGUUCUUCAUCCGCCGCAUGGUGAAAGCUCAGAGCUUCUACUGGAUCGUUCUGUGUCUGGUGGGCCUCAACACACUGUGCGUGGCCAUAGUCCACUAUGACCAGCCCGAGUGGCUUACAACGGCCCUCUACACAGCAGAGUUUGUGUUCCUGGGUUUGUUUCUGACUGAGAUGAGCUUAAAGAUGUACGGCAUCGGAGUGAGGAAUUAUUUCCACUCCUCCUUUAACUGCUUUGAUUUUGGGGUUAUUGUUGGAAGUAUUUUUGAGGUGAUCUGGGACAUGAUUAAACCAGGAGCAUCGUUUGGUAUCAGUGUGUUGAGAGCCCUGCGACUGCUCAGGAUAUUCAAAGUCACCAAAUAUUGGAACUCGUUGAGGAACCUCGUGGUUUCCCUCCUCAAUUCCAUGAAGUCCAUCAUCAGCUUGCUCUUCCUCCUCUUCCUCUUCAUCGUGGUCUUUGCUCUGCUGGGCAUGCAGCUCUUCGGAGGACAUUUCAAGACCAUGGAUUCAGGUUUUGGCAGGUUUAACUUUGAAGAUGAGACGCCAACAACAAACUUUGAUACCUUCCCGGCAGCCAUCCUCACUGUGUUCCAGAUUCUGACUGGCGAGGACUGGAACGCCGUGAUGUACCACGGGAUCGAGUCUCACGGGGGCGUUCGCCGUGGCAUGUUCUCUUCCGUCUACUUCAUUGUCCUCACGCUCUUCGGAAACUACACCCUGCUGAAUGUCUUCUUGGCUAUCGCUGUCGAUAACCUCGCAAAUGCACAGGAACUGACUAAGGAUGAAGAGGAGCAGGAGGAGGCAGCUAAUAAGAAGCUUGCCCUGCAGAAGGCUUUGGAGGUGAAGGAAGUCAGCCCGAUGUCAGCAGCCAACAUCUCAAUCUCUGCUUUUGUAAAGCAAAAUCGAGAUGCACACUCUCGCAGGUCGUCCAUCAACAGCAUUCAGUCAGCGAGUUAUUCUGUCUACUCCUCACCCGCCCGACGAAUCUUGAGUAAGGAGCAGCAGCGGUCAGCAAAGGCCAUGUCAGUGUGGGAGCAGAGGACCAACCAGCUGAGGAGACACAACAUGAGGGCGAGCAGCGAGGCUUUGUUCAACGAGCUCGACCCUGAGGAGCGCCUCCAGGUGUCCUCUGCCCUCCACCUGCACCCUGACAUGAAGACUCACCUGGACCGGCCACUCGUGGUGGAGGCCAAGAACGGCGACAAACCCAGCAGGUCUCCUGAAGGAGGACGGGAUGAGGCAGGGGAUCCGCAGCAGGACUCGACGGGUGACAACUUCCACACGCACUCCAGGAAGCAUCACAGGCACCGUGACAGGAACGGGGAGAGCAGGGAGGGAGGCGAAGGCCGGGGAGGGAGGCCCCACGCCCAUCACAGCCGGAGCAGAGAUCACAACACAGACAGUGCCCAGAUAAGAGAGAGGAGAGGGGAGAGUAGCCACAGCCGCGAUGGAGGGCAGGGACACAGGCACCAUCACCAGGCCGGCUCCCCUGAGGAGGAGGUCAAUGACUUCCGAGGAGGAGAAGAAAGAGGGCACCGCCACCAUCACUCCCAUCGUCCACCAAAAGAGGGAAACGGGAUGAUAGGGAAUGGUGCGCAGGGAGAGCGCAGGGGGAAGGGGGGAGGAGGUGGAGAUAGUAAUGGAGAGAGGAAGGGGCGCUGCUCUCGUAUGGUCAGAGCUCAGUCUACACUGAAUGGAGACGACUGUAAGAGGAACAAGAAUGGAACCAAAGGCCACAGGGAGAGGCAGUCAGAUGCUGAGGAGGACGGCCUCGCCUCCAGUCCUCAGCAGCUAAUGCGGAGUAGCCUGAGUCUUGGAGAAAAGCAAGAGGAUGCUGACAACCAGAAGAACUCCACCAGGGCCAGCCAGGCCGGCCUCAACAGCAACGCCAUCCACAUCCCUGUCACCAUCACUGCCCCGCCUGGAGAAACCACCAUCAUACCCAUGAACAAUAUCGACUGCGACAACUUCCGACUCAGUGAUGAGAAGAAAGACCUGGAGGAAGAGGAGGCAGCUAAUGGGCCUCGGCAGAUCCUUCCCUACAGCUCCAUGUUCAUCUUCGGGCAAACAAACCCGGUGCGACGGCUGUGUCACUACGUGGUCAACCUACGCUAUUUUGAAAUGUGCAUCCUGAUGGUCAUCACCAUGAGCAGCAUCGCUCUGGCAGCCGAGGACCCCGUGCAAGCCAAUGCACCGCGAAACAACGUUCUCAAGUAUCUGGACUAUGUCUUUACCGGGGUCUUCACUUUUGAGAUGGUGAUUAAGAUGAUUGACUUGGGACUGCUCCUCCACCCUGGCGCUUAUUUCCGUGACCUGUGGAACAUUCUGGACUUCAUUGUGGUCAGCGGAGCUCUGGUGGCCUUUGCCUGCUCGAGCCUUAUGGGAUCGCAACAAAGCGUGGCCAGAGGGACGAAAGGCAAGGACAUCAACACCAUUAAGUCCCUGAGGGUCCUCCGAGUCCUGCGGCCACUCAAGACCAUUAAACGGCUUCCCAAGCUGAAGGCGGUGUUCGACUGCGUUGUGAACUCUCUGAAGAACGUUCUUAACAUCCUCAUCGUCUACAUGCUCUUCAUGUUCAUCUUCGCUGUUAUCGCCGUGCAGCUCUUUAAGGGUAAAUUCUUCUACUGCACCGACGAGUCCAAGGGUCUGGAGAAAGACUGCAGGGGUCAGUUUCUGGACUACGACAGGGAUGACGUAGCAGCUCAGCCCAGAGAGUGGAGGAAGUACGAGUUUCACUACGAUAACGUUCUCUGGGCCUUCCUUACGCUCUUCACUGUGUCCACCGGGGAGGGAUGGCCACUGGUCCUGAAGCACUCUGUGGACGCCACUUAUGAGGACGAGGGCCCCAGCCCAGGCUUCCGCAUGGAGACAUCCAUCUUUUACGUGGUCUACUUCGUGGUGUUCCCCUUCUUCUUUGUCAACAUAUUUGUGGCUUUGAUCAUCAUCACCUUCCAGGAGCAGGGAGACAAGGCCAUGUCAGAGUGCAGCCUGGAGAAGAAUGAGCGGGCGUGUAUUGACUUUGCCAUCAACGCCAAGCCGCUGACGAGAUACAUGCCAGAGAACAAGCAGUCCUUCCAGUACAAGAUGUGGAAGUUUGUGGUGUCAUCGCCGUUCGAGUACGCCAUCAUGACUUUAAUCGCCCUCAACACAGUGGUGCUGAUGAUGAAGUUCUACGGAGCGCCAGAGCUGUACGAGUCCAUGCUGAAAUACUUAAACAUCGUCUUCACAGCCCUCUUCACACUGGAGUGCAUCCUCAAGAUUAUUGCCUUCGGUCCACUGAACUACCUGAAAGCAGCCUGGAAUGUGUUUGACUUUGUGACUGUCCUGGGAAGCAUCACAGACAUCUUGGUCACAGAGAUUAAGACGGACAAAAUGAUCAACCUGAGUUUCCUGAGGCUGUUCAGAGCAGCUCGUCUCAUCAAGCUGCUGCGGCAGGGCUACACCAUCCGUAUCCUCCUGUGGACCUUUGUUCAGUCCUUCAAGGCUCUGCCAUAUGUCUGCCUUCUCAUUGCCAUGCUGUUCUUCAUCUAUGCCAUCAUUGGAAUGCAGGUGUUUGGCAACAUCGAGCUGAAUGAGGAGACCGCAAUAAAUCACCACAACAACUUCCAGACCUUUUUCCAGGCCUUGACUCUUCUCUUCAGGAGUGCGACAGGCGAGGCGUGGCACGAGAUCAUGUUAGCGUGUCUCAGUAACCGGCCGUGUGAUAAGCUCUCAGGAACCGUGGGGAAGGAGUGUGGAAGUGAAUUUGCCUACUUCUACUUUGUCUCCUUCAUCUUUCUCUGCUCCUUCCUGAUGUUGAACCUAUUUGUGGCUGUCAUCAUGGACAACUUUGAGUAUCUGACGAGGGACGCCUCCAUCCUGGGGCCCCAUCACCUUGAUGAAUUCAUCCGCGUGUGGGCAGAGUAUGACCCUGCUGCCUGCGGGAGGAUAUGCUAUCAGGAUAUGUACAAAUUGUUGCGUUUUAUCUCGCCUCCCCUGGGCCUGGGGAAGAAGUGCCCUAACAGGGUGGCUUAUAAGCGAUUGGUGAAGAUGAACAUGCCUAUCGCAGCUGACAAGACGGUGCAUUUCACCUCCACGCUGAUGGCCUUGAUUCGCACAGCCCUGGAGAUCAAACUGGCAUCUGGGGUCCUGGCGCAGCAUUUGUGUGACGCUGACUUGAAGAGGGAGAUAAACCGAGUCUGGCCCAACCUGUCGCAGAAGACUGUCGACCUGCUGGUGACGCCACCUAAAUACAAUGAGCUGACUGUGGGGAAGGUCUAUGCCGCUCUAAUGAUCUUUGACUACUAUAAGCACACUUGUGCCAAGAGACUCCAGCAGCAGCAGCAUUCUACAGGGGGACCUCAGAGUAAACUUGGGGCGUUGUUCCGUCCCAUGCUGCCCCUCACUCAAAUACAGGAAGUAGAACCGCUGAUCUGCAGCCCCAAACAGCCCCUCCCACCCCAGCCUGAGCCAGAAGCCAAGCCAGAGCUGCUGCCCACUACAACCAUCAUCUCGGUUAACAGGGACACAAUACCAAACAAGAGGAGUGCCAUAAAACAUUCCCAGUCCGGAGAUGUUUCUCAGGCAGCGCACCAGAGGCCCAAAGGCCGAAGGAAACUCCAGAGAGGCCAGUCAGAGGAUGUGCCAUAUUCCACCAGACCUCAGGAAUUUGUUGAACUGAAGCAGGUGGAGAACAUUUCAGACACAGAGGGAUAUCCAAUCCUGGAGGGCCACUGCAGAGCGGCUUCACUGCCCCGACUUAAUGCUGAGUACUACCGGAGCCACCCUCGCCACGCCCCUGGGACCCACCUGGCACCAAUUGUAGACCUCAGUCCCAUCAAGCGCUCAGCCUCCUCGCUGACGCCACAGCUGAGGGAGUAUGACCUGGAACGGCCCGGCUUGGCCCAGUCCUCGACGGGGCCGGGGCAAGUCCAGGGCCAGGACAGAGCCCACCACCAUCACCACCACCACCGCUGCCAUAGACGCAGGGACAAGGACAAAGACAAGAAGCAGACGUCCCUGGAUAGAGCUGCGUCAGUACAGCCGUCCAGCACAGUCGAUUCGUUCACCGACUCUUCAGCUGAAGGUUUGUCCAGAGAGCGAGCGAGGGAGCGGGACCGCAGCCGGCCUCACGAGAGGAGGCACCACUCCUCAGCAGGAGAGAAGCAGCGCUACUACUCCUGUGAUCGUUACGGCAGCAGGGAGCAGUGCCACACCAAGUCAGCCGGUCCCAGUCGAUCCACGUCUCCCGGAGAGGGACAGCAUGGUAGCAGUGUGGUCAAAGCUGGCCCUGUAACGCUGCCCUCUGGUUCGAGCACCCCGGGCCGUGGUCGCAGGCAGCUCCCACAGACGCCCCUCACGCCCCGUCCCGCCGUGGCCUACAAGACCGCCAUCUCCUCGCCUCUCCAGUCCGGUGCCAGCACCGCUACGACGGGGCACCAGACUCGCUUCAGCCGUGGCCUUUCAGAGCACGAACGCUUACACUGGGGCCACGACGAGUCCCCGAUACCGGUGACCCGCAUCGGUUCGGACCCUAACUUAAACCGGCAGCCGCAGGUUGCGUCUCAACAUGCCCUCCUUGAAGAGGACUUCCAGGACACUGUGAACAGCCAGGGAGGGGGACGCUCUGCCAGAACCGCUGCCUCAACAACAGCCUCAGCUUCACACGGACCUGCCGCUGUGCCUGUCACAGCGGCCGCCACGCAGGGUCGGGCGGGCGGGGGGGUGCCUAACGGCUACCACUUCACCCUCGGAGUCAACUCUGCGUCUGGGCCUGGGAGCCGAGGAACAGGAAGUCUCAGGGAGAGGGACGAAGAAGACUGGUGCUAAUAUGGCAGGAAAGUGUUAGCUGAGGACGGACAGCUUAUCAGUGUUUUACAGCGCUCACGUCCAAUGAGCUGAUAGGAGCCCAGCGGAUUAGGACAGAAAGAAAGGUAGUGGAAGGAAAAAGCCAGCGGUAAGUGCUGUGAAAGGGGAUCAGAAAUCAUUCCAGCUUUGUAGUGUUGCUCUCCUUUUUUUAUACAACAAACUUUUAAGGGAAAAUGACACUGAUGACUUUUCUACCCCCUUUACUUGCACUGAAAUUAUAGCACCUGUGAAGACCCUUAAGUAUUUUGCCUUGGCCAGUAAAAUCAGUGAUGGAGCAGAAGACAAAAACCAAAACCUCCUCAUUUUUUGAGUGAAACUAUGAAGUGCGUUUCAGACGGAUGUGAAUACUUUCAUUCCUGGUGUUAAUAUGGCUGUUCACACAACACACAACUCUUUUUAUUUUUGUAUGUUUCAUUUUGUCUAUAGUUGCCAUGUAGGUGAGAGAAGAGUCAACUUGAUCGUAUUGAUGCUUCCACCAAAUUAUCUUUUUUUUUUUUUUUGUUAUAAGCUAUUACUUUGGGGUUAUAACCAAAUUCUGACCAGAGCCGAUAUUAGGACUAUUUGAUGAAAGUCUGAAACCUCUGCCGUGAUAAGGGACACAGUGAGUAAUGUGACAAAAAAAUGAAACAACGGGAGGGUUUAGAAUAGGACUAGAGCCCAGUUUUCAUGAUCACGUUUUUGUAAAUUGUACCAGAUUAAAUACAUUUUAUGAGUGCACAAGGAGACUGGGUAACUCUUUGCUGAUGUUAUGUGGCUGAAUACUAAGUGCCUCGUCUUCCAAGAUGUAUUAAGAUGCAGCCUGGUCAGAUGGACUUGAACAUACAGUAGAGGAUGUAGGUGUGUACACAGCUGAGAAAAAAGUAGAGAACAAAGUUUGAGUCUGGUAUAAUGGACAGAAUGCAAAAAAAAACCUAACUUUGUACUGAAUCUUGUGGUAGGUAAGUCUGAAUUACAAAUCCAAAGUAAGCAAUGUAGUGCAUGCCAGGGUCUAUACUUUUGCUUAAGGGUGUGUGGUAAGCAUUUGCCUUUCUCUUUCAAAUAUACUGCCAGCCAGUUGGCAGAAAUGGUCUCGGAAUGGAGAAAAGUGCCAUUUUUUUUUUUUAUUUACAAUCAUAUAUAUAUAUAUAUAUAUAUCCCAUCUCUGCCAUAUUUUCCCAGAUGUCAUGGGUUUCAUUUCUUCUUAUCCUGUCCUCGGAGAGCAGUAUUGUGUGAGGGUUUGUAGGAGAGGUUACCUGUUUGUGUAUUCACAGGUACAAUAAAGAGUUGUGUUGUUGCUGCUGACUGUUGACUUCAAAUAGGGCUAUGCAACAAGACGACACUUCAUCUGCCCUGUAGCUUUACCCUCUGGAAUCUCCAGGUUCAGGCUUUAGUGUGACUGUGACCAAAUUUUACAAAUUUGUGUAUGAAGAGUUGUAAAUUUGAAAUGUAUUAUAUAAUGUACAGUUAACUGACAACACAUACUGAGGCACAAAUGGUAUCAAAGCUGAUAGAUGUGAAUCACAGGGCUGGCAAGUUGACUGCAUGACACCUACCUAGAUGGAACCACCCUAAAUAUAAAACAGUGUUCUUAACAGACUUGGGUCAAGUUGUGUUUUGAAAUAAUUUUAGUGUUUUUUUUGUUUUGUUUUUUAAACUUGCUUAGAAAACCAGUUAAACAGGGCUGAUAAAGUGGUUUCAGUGUGAGGUAUUCUGGCAAUAACAAAAGGCUGAACUAACAUUUUUGUGUCAUGAGUAGAGCUCUACACGAGCCUAAAAGACAAGUAGCAUAUCCUGAGACCCGAGGCAUUAUUUUGCAUGUAUGUAUUUCAAAUCCUUUUGUGAUUGUUAGCCCACCAGGCUAACGCAACACGGUGGCUACACGUUUUACCUGUCUUCCUUAUGUACUUAAAGAAAAAAGGCUGGCAAUAUUCUGUAGUUUUUUUUAUUGUCAACUAAUCCCAUGAAAAGACCAAAACCAACAAUGUGUUAGUCUUUUGGUAUUUUCUGAUUCACCUACUCUGACAAUGACACUCAGCCCCCAAGCCCAUUGUUUCCUAAUGAACACAUAAAUCUUAUAAUUAUAUCAAAUACUAAGUUCUAUGUCUUAAAAAAGGCUCAGCAGUUUCCUAAAACAGCUUUAGCAAAUGUUCCCUAAACAGAAAUAAAUAGUGCAUUUGUUGGGGACUAUUUUCAGCUGUGGAUUAAUACACAUUUGGUGCUCUAGUGAGUAUUUAUGGCAGCUGGAAGCAUUAUUAUCAAUCACACUUGGUUUCUUGGCAAGACCCACCCUGCAUAGCAGCCUGAUUGGUUGAAGUUAGGGUUAGGUAUUUACCUCACGUGGUUAAGGUCUGGAUAGUCCAUUGGUCGGGAUAGGACCUGAACAAAUCGGGUUCCUGUACCUUGCACGAGUAUGGAUGCCUGGCCAAUCCUAGCGUUUGAAUGCUACAUAGCCCGGUAGUUUUUAGCAAAUGCAGAACGGUGUGUGUGUGGGAUUUAUCAAAAUGAACUUUUGUAUUUGUUGAAAAUAAGAAAAAUAUAGAAUAUCACUGGGCUUAAUCUUUAAAACACAUGAUAUAGAUGAAUACAGUUGAUUGACAAAAACGUUCAGAUUUAAAUGAAAUUAGGUCAUUAGGUAACGUAUUUGAAUAAAACAAAUGUUGCACAUAUAUAGAAGGAUUAUUUAUCACUGUGUACUUUGACUCAAAAUACAAAUUAGAUCAAAAUAGCGGACUUCUAGGUGCCUAACUCUCUUGGUGAUCUUUGUAUUGACUCUAAGCAAGUUUAUAAACAUGUCAAUUAUUUGCAAAUAUAAUUUGAUCCAAGUCUGAUUAUUUCCUUGUGUUUUAAUUUUUUCCCCCACGCUGUCUCAUAUUUGUGCAAUCUAUUUAUUGGUUUGCCUAAAAAGGAACGUUUUAGACUUUAAAGCAAUAAGGUCUAAGUGUAGGUGUGGCUCUGUUCUUUGUAAAGGUAAUGUAAUAGAAUGCGUGCUGUCUUACUGUCUUGGAAACGUUGCUGUAAGUUGCCAUAUUGGAGCAGAGAUUUGUGUGUUCAUCUCGACAGUAGAUUUCUCAAAAGAUCCAACAUUUUCAGACCUCCAACGAGCCCUACAUGAACAGGGUGCCAAGUUUUCUUCUUACAGUUUUACUAUGACUGCCCCCUCUGGACAUGUCCUGUUUGCAUGUUCUGAAAUGAAAAUGUGCAUGUGCAAAAAAAAAAAAAAAAGAGGCAUUGUUUAACUUCAUUCAGUCCAUGAUUUGUACAAUUUGUUUCCUGGUUGUAUUUUCUGAUUAUCUAAAACAAACAAUGUACGUACCUGUUUCAGGUAAAGACAAAAAAAGACUUUGAAUAACAUUUUAUCACAGAACCACCAAAGUGGAAGCAAGGCUCUUUCUCAGAAAAGAGGUUCUGGAGUGGCUGAAUCCUUUGCUGCCUGAUCUGUUACUUGACUGUCUGUCCUGCAGUCAUUUCAACUGUACCUAUAGAUUUUAUAUGAAUAUAAGUCCUUGAAUAAAGAGGUAUGAUUAUGAAAUUGCAACACGUA
Perca fluviatilis (European perch) is the source of this 11230-nucleotide messenger RNA. RefSeq names its product calcium channel, voltage-dependent, N type, alpha 1B subunit, b (gene cacna1bb). The transcript is spliced from 56 exons. Gene Ontology annotation, molecular function: high voltage-gated calcium channel activity. NCBI's taxonomy places the organism in Eukaryota, Metazoa, Chordata, Actinopteri, Perciformes, Percidae. The record is from RefSeq and is a predicted model, not a curated record. Gene Ontology annotation, biological process: chemical synaptic transmission; calcium ion import across plasma membrane. Gene Ontology annotation, cellular component: membrane; voltage-gated calcium channel complex; neuronal cell body. The coding region runs from base 121 to 7671 and encodes 2516 amino acids.